AUGAGAAUAGAAGAGCUGCAAAGUAGUCUAGAGGCAGAAGAGUUGCGGCUGACUGAAAGAACUUCUGAGAGGGAAGUUGAACAUGCUCUGAAGGCUUCUUUUGUCAAGAAGGACCAGAAGCUGAAAAAACAUGGUAGGUCGCAGAAGUCAGAAGUCUUCUAUUUUGAUGAGGAGAAACAUCAGAAGGUAAAGGAGAAGUAUGACAAGAGAAUGGUUCAGUGUUACUGUUGUAAUAGGUUUGGCCCCUUUGCUAAAGAUUGUUGGUCAAACAAAGAAGAAGCAAAAAUAGCCAUAGGAGAUUCUGAUGAUGAACAUGUGCUAUUAAUGGCUUAUGAAUUUGAUGAAGAACCUGUGAGUUUGUCAUUUUCUGAUGCUGAAGGGGAAGAAGAUAACUCUGAAUAUUCUGAAGGAGUAUUGAGAUCAUUGACCCCUCUAUUUGAUUACAUUGUUGUUGCCAUUGAACAUUCUAAAGAUCUGGACACCAUGAGAAUAGAAGAGCUGCAAAGUAGUCUAGAGGCGCAAGAGUUGCGGCUGACUGAAAGAACUUCUGAGAGGGAAGUUAAACAUGCUCUGAAGGCUUCUUUUGUCAAGAAGGACCAGAAGCUGAAAAAACAUGGUAGGUCGCAGAAGUCAGAAGUCUUCUAUUUUGAUGAGGAGAAACAUCAGAAGGUAAAGGAGAAGUAUGACAAGAGAAUGGUUCAGUUUUACUGUUGUAAUAGGUUUGGCCACUUUGCUAAAGAUUGUUGGUCAAACAAAGAAGAAGCAAAAAUAGCCAUAGGAGAUUCUGAUGAUGAACAUGUGCUAUUAAUGGCUUAUGAAUUUGAUGAAGAACCUGUGAGUUUGUCAUUUUCUGAUGCUGAAGGGGAAGAAGAUAACUCUGAAUAUUCUGAAGGAGUCCACCAUGGGCUAGCGCAUUUUAAGCUCUCAGAUCCGGAAGUAUGGAGAUCUGGUGAAUAUGACUUUGAAGAUUCUGGAGAAGAGUCGGAAUCUGAGGUUUCUAAAGAUGAGUUAGAGUUAGAAGAUGACUCUGAAGCUGAAGACAAGUCAGAAUUCGAAGAUUUUGAUGAUGAUCAAGAAUCUGGUGGUGGUCAUACUUCUGGAAGGGAAAACACUGAAGACAUAGGUGGAACUUCUGAAGGCGGAGCUUCUGAAAGUAGUCCAACUUUUGACGGUGGUCAUGAUUCUGAAAGAAAAGAUUAUGAAGUUGGAACUUCUGAAGGCAGAGCUUCUGAAGGCGAUCCAACUUCUAAAGGUGGUUUUGAACAAGACCCAGAAGUUAACAAAGGUGGAACUUCUGGUGGUAGUCAAACUUCUGAAGAAAAUCCAUAA
Vicia villosa (hairy vetch) is the source of this 1329-nucleotide messenger RNA. RefSeq lists its product as uncharacterized. The transcript has 6 exons. The record is from RefSeq and is a predicted model, not a curated record. Lineage: Eukaryota; Viridiplantae; Streptophyta; Magnoliopsida; Fabales; Fabaceae. Bases 1 to 1329 code for a protein of 442 amino acids.